Cynocephalus volans (Philippine flying lemur) is the source of this 543-nucleotide messenger RNA. Its product is annotated as NEDD8-conjugating enzyme UBE2F-like. Lineage: Eukaryota; Metazoa; Chordata; Mammalia; Dermoptera; Cynocephalidae. The transcript has 2 exons. The record is from RefSeq and is a predicted model, not a curated record. The coding region runs from base 1 to 543 and encodes 180 amino acids.
AUGCUCACGCUGGCAAGCAAACUGAAGCGGGAUGACGGUCUCAAAGGUUCUCGGACAGCAGCCGCCACAGCUGACUCCACUAGGAGGGUUUCUGUGAGAGAAAAGUUGCUGGUCAAAGAGGUUGCAGAACUUGAAGCUAAUUUACCUUGUACGUGUAAAAUGCACUUUCCUGAUCCAAACAAGCUUCGCUGCUUUCAGCUACCUAUAACCCCAGAUGAGGGUAACUACCAGGGAGGAAAAUUUCAACUUGAAACUGAAGCUCCCGGGCCGGCCCGUGGCUCGCUCGGGAGAGUGCGAAAAGAAAAGAAACUGAAGCUCCCGAUGCGUACAACAUGGUGUUUACUAAGAGAACAUUUGAUCGACGGCACUGGCUGGGCUCUGACGAGAACAUUAAAGGAUAUUGUUUGGGGAUUAAAUUCUUUAUUUACUGAUCUUUUGAAUUUUGAUGAUCCAUUGAAUAUUGAAGCUGCAGAACAUCAUCUGCAGGACAAAGAGGACUUGUGGAAUAAAGUGGAUGACUACAUCAAGCGUUAUGCCAGAUGA